UAAUAAAAAAAAUUGAUUUUAAGAACUACCAUUUACGACAUUUACGUUCCAUAGACGCUAACCACACGGUCAAAACAAUUGCGUUAACGAUGAGUAACGUCGUUCAGUAUGUACUGGUGCGCGGCGAUCUGACUAGAGUCCUGAAAUGGCCGACUGGCGCCGUUAUAGCCCAAGCGUGUCACGCGUGUGUCGCCGCCGUACACACUUAUUACUCGGACCCGGACACACAGGCGUAUCUGAAAGACCUCGGGAACAUGCACAAAGUCGUAUUAGAAGUACCUGACGAGUCGACAUUGUUAAGCGUAGCCGAGGCUAUGACAUCUGAUGGUGUGCAUCACGUUGUGUGGAAAGAACAGCCCGAGGACGUGGCCACGUGUCUGGCGCUUAAACCUUGUGCCAAGGGUGCAGUAAGCAAGUACGUGAGGAAGUUCAAGUUGUACAGUGCGUGAUUUCAGUGACGGCGGCGGCGGCGGCGGCGGAUACGUGGGUGUGCAGGAAGAGCCCACUCUACGAUGAUGACAACCACGGUAAUAACAUGGUAAGCCCGUGGGGAUCAACGGCCACCACCAAUUGACAUCAAUCAUUUAAUUGGCCGCCGUGGAAUUCAAUAAUAAUAAUAAUAAUAAUAAACGACAAUGGUCACCUUAAAUACACGUACAAUCGUUUUGAUUACAA
Sipha flava (yellow sugarcane aphid) is the source of this 675-nucleotide messenger RNA. Its product is annotated as putative peptidyl-tRNA hydrolase PTRHD1. Lineage: Eukaryota; Metazoa; Arthropoda; Insecta; Hemiptera; Aphididae. Bases 90 to 449 code for a protein of 119 amino acids. The record is from RefSeq and is a predicted model, not a curated record. The transcript has 3 exons. Gene Ontology annotation, molecular function: peptidyl-tRNA hydrolase activity.